AUGAACAACAAGGAAACGCUCGAGUCCUUUCAAAGCAUAACAGGAGCCGACGAGGCCACCGCGCGAUGCUUCCUCGAAUCCUCCAACUGGAAUCUCGAGGCGGGCAUCAGCACUUUCUUCGACCACGGAGGGGUGAGCCCAGCAGCCGCGGUCGUUACGGCCUCGAGGGUCCCCUCCCUCGGCAAGAGCGACCACAAGCAGAAGAAGACGCUCCACAGGAGCGGCAGCGGAGGAGACUGGCCGACCACGAGAGACGACGUGAAAGAAGAGCUCGCGAGGCUCAAGGAGGACUACCAGCGCCUGCACGAGCGGCUGGCGCUGUACGAGCGGCGCGAGAGGGAGCAGCAGGAGCGGGAGCUCGAAGAGGAGGAGGCGCGCCGCGAGCUCGAAGAGGAGGAGCGCGACAACAGAUCGGCGGCCGCGGCCAUGGUGCCAGUGCCGAUCGACCCCGAGGAGCGGCGGCGCGCGCGCCAGGCCUACCGUCAGCUCGCCGGGCGGCCUCGCGACGGCGACGUCGGCCUGUGGUCCAACCGCCAGCGUGAGCGUAGCAAGCUGCGCGCCGGCGACCUGCAGGCCCUGGCGCACAUGCUGGGCCUGGCGAUGACCAACGCCGAAGCGACGCGCACGGCGCAGGCCCUGGCGACUCGCGCGAGCGGCGGCGACGACGGAGAAGACGCGGAGCAGGUCAUCCGUGGUCUCCUGAACAAGCAAGAUCAAAAGCCGGGCGAAAAAUGGAGUGCGGUCAACCCGCUCGCCAAGCUGCAGCCGUGGACCACCUUCCUCGCCCAGGCCCGAAGCGCGGCUCAGGCUUCCGCAAUGGAUGGUGACUCGGGUGACGUCACCCUGGACGUCGACAUCAAUGCGGGCACUCCUCCCUCUUCUCAGGCCGCGGCCAUUCACGCCAAGCUCAGCCUCGACGCCACCCAGGCGGCCUUGUGGCGAGAAGACCACCGCGCUCCGUCGGAAGACAGCACCAUCCUCUCUUUUUCCUUCACCACCGAAGAGGGCGUGGACAGUUUCGGCCUGGGCGAGAUCUCGGGCGCGCUCAAGGACAUUCUCGCGUCGAUGCAGCCAGUGCUCCAGUACUCGAGCUUCCAGGUGCAGGUCAAGCAGCAGCAGCCGAGGGAGGGAUGCAGCGACGGGAAGGAGAAGGACAAGGCCGUCGCCGACGAGGGGGCGGCGCGCAUCUUCCGGCUCACCCUCUUCUUUGCCGACCUGGCGCCGGUGCACGAGCUGGCGGGCCUUUUGCUGCUCGGCUUCGAGGCCAAGGACCUCGAGGCCAGCCUACAAUUCAGCGGCGGCAUCUACAACGACGAGAAAACGAGCGUGCACAGCGAGGAGAGCAUCAAGGCCAGCGCCAGGGUGCGCGCCCAGCUCCCGGGCCACCAGCUGGCGGUGCUUCUGAAGGCGCUCAAGGCCUACCGCGCAGCUACGAACCUCGCCGGCGGGGCUGUGCGCCACGACGACGACAGCGACGACGAUGAUGCCCACAUCGCGAAGCUGGUGACCAAGCUGCGCCAGCUGGCUCUGCGGUUUGAAUUUGCCGACCUUGCCGACGCUCUCCGCCACUACCUCCCAUCCUCAAGCAACGACGUCGGGAUCCUCCACUUCGUCAUCGUCAUCGACGGCGGCGUUCAUGGAAGAUGUCAGGACCUCACCGUCAAGCGCGCGUGCUGCGACGAAGCUGACGUGGCAUUCGCUGAGGCAGAGCCUGCGAUGGUCGGCGCCCCGCCGCCCGCCGUUGCGGCCUACAGCGACAUUGUCCAGAAGCUCCGCGCACUGGAUUCGAUUCAUUUGCAAUGCGGAAACGCUGCGUUGCGCGUCACGUUCGACAACGCGCUGCUCUCGUUCCUGCCGAGCAUGGCCGAGCUGACGCCCGUCAUCGACAAUCUGCGGGAGGCGCGUAGCGAGGAGGCCGCACGAGAGAGCCUGCACUCGCAAAACAUCAGGCUGGUGUUCAUGGGCGACGACACGGUGGGCAAGACGAGCUACUUGAUCACUGCGGCGGAGCACGCGUUCCCCCUGCACGCGCCCAUGAUGAACGAGAACAGGGAGCUCUCGCUGGCCAUCGACGGUCGCACAGUAUGCGUCUCGCUGUGGGACAGCAUGGGAGUGGACAGCUACCGGCGGCUGCGGGCUCUGGCGGCUGGGUCGACCGACAUGUUCGUCAUCUGCUUUGCUGUUGAUGACCCCGAAUCCUACGCCUCCGUCAGAACCAAGUGGGUGCCCGAAGUGCAGACGCACUCCAAGCCGUUCAUCGUUUUGGCCCUCAAGACUGACCUGCGUCGUGUGGCGGGCUCCUCUGUCAUUACGGAAGAGGAGGGCCGUAAGCUCGCUGAGGAAGUCGGGGCACAGGGCUACGCCGAGGCUUCGGCGCAGGACAUGAGCGGGCUGCCCAUGCCAAUCCUGGAGUCGUACCGGGCGCGCAUGAAGUUCCUCAGCUCGGGUCCGUCCGACGGCGCCAAGCGCCGAAUAAGAACAAAGGGAAGGAGCCUCAGUGUCACGUCCUUUGAGUAA
Messenger RNA from Acanthamoeba castellanii str. Neff, 2517 nucleotides. RefSeq names its product Ras subfamily protein. NCBI's taxonomy places the organism in Eukaryota, Discosea, Longamoebia, Acanthamoebidae. The record is from RefSeq and is a predicted model, not a curated record. The coding region runs from base 1 to 2517 and encodes 838 amino acids. The transcript has 17 exons. Gene Ontology annotation, biological process: small GTPase-mediated signal transduction. Gene Ontology annotation, molecular function: protein binding; GTPase activity; GTP binding.